Messenger RNA from Stomoxys calcitrans (stable fly), 1788 nucleotides. It is a transcript of the gene rswl, whose product is annotated as mitochondrial ribonuclease P protein 1 homolog. NCBI's taxonomy places the organism in Eukaryota, Metazoa, Arthropoda, Insecta, Diptera, Muscidae. Gene Ontology annotation, cellular component: nucleus; nucleoplasm; mitochondrion. The transcript is spliced from 4 exons. Gene Ontology annotation, biological process: positive regulation of mitochondrial translation; mitochondrial tRNA 5'-end processing. Bases 333 to 1694 code for a protein of 453 amino acids. Gene Ontology annotation, molecular function: tRNA binding. The record is from RefSeq and is a predicted model, not a curated record.
ACUCAAUUUCAAAAAAAUCGUUUCAUUAAUUUAAAUGCUGACCACAAUAUAUAUUCUGAACACAAUAAAAAUGAAGAUCACAAUAAAACGCCGUCAAUAACAUCACUGUUGACAAAUGCAAAUCACCUCAAUCGAAGUGUAAACGGGGAUUGGAGAUUAUCGCACAUCAAGUGGAUUUGGACUCUAGUCUACUCGGUGUCACCCUGUAGAUGUAGAAAAUUCUGAGCUAUUGCACGUUAACGACGUUGUAACUUUACGCUGGUUUCAGAACCAUAAUCUCAAAAGAUGUCAUAUAAUAUAUUACUUGCUGCUGAUAUUUAGUUUGGAUAAAUAUGCUACAAUCUAUAAUAAGUGCUGUCGGGAAAAUACGAGUUUUGGAACUGCACAAAGCGACUAAGCAAUUGUUUUACAUCCGUCGUUUUGCAACAGUCAACACAAGUAGUAUUGAAAACCAUAGUAGUGUAAAAGAUGCCUCCGAUCACACGAAUGUUAGACCGCCAAGAAAAACUGUUAAUCCGUUUUCCAUUAAGGAUCCCCCGUCAGCUGAUGGUAAUGCUGCUCCAUACAAUCCCGCAAUAAGUUCGGAAGAAAAAGAGCGUCGCUUGAAAGUUCUACAACUAGAGGUAGAUAUAGCAAAUCAAGAGGGACGAAGGGUUCCAAGUUUGAAUUUCUUUCAAAAAUACCAUUGGGAACAUGUGCUGACAUUGCCCUCAAAAUCAGCUCGAAUGAAAUAUUAUGGAUUUCUUUGGCAAGUUGAAAUAAAAAAGCAAGCAAAGCUGCGAAGAAAGGAAGAAAAAGCGGCCGAUUGCCAAGAGCGAUUGGAAAAAUUGCGAGAAGAGAGAGAACAAAAUGGCCACAUUAUCUACGGAUUGGGGCACGUGUCGAUGUUUAUGCGGAUUUAUGAUUCGACAAUAAAUCACUGGAUGAACCACAGGCUAAUAAGAGCGAUGCAGUAUUCCCCAAAAAUGGUUUUAGACUGUUCGUACGACCAGUACAUGACCCAGAGAGAAGCCGAAAACGCAGCCAAACAAUUAAUGUUGUGUUUUGCAGAAAACCGUUCGCAUGACGAUCCCUUCGACUUACAUUACUGCAAUGUCAACUUAGACACACCAUGCAUGCAAAGUCUUCAACGCUAUAUACCCACCAUGCUGAAUAUGGAUUUUCCAAUGAAUGUUCAUCAGAAAUGCUUCACAGAGUUGUUUCCCAAAGACAAAAUAGUAUAUUUAACACCCCACUGCCGCACUGAUUUAGUGGAGUAUAACCAUGAUGAUGUGUACAUAGUGGGGGCAAUGGUGGACACAGUAAACAACGAGCCUUUAUCAUUAGCGAAAGCCAAAAAACUGGGACUUCGCAUGGCAAGACUGCCACUAGACCGCUAUUUACAAUGGGGAGCUGGUUCUGGAAAAUCGUUGACUUUAAAUCAGAUGAUUAAAAUAAUGCUAGACGUAAGGAAAACUGGCGACUGGAGAAAAGCAUUAAGUCACGUUCCACGACGCAAGCUUUAUGAUCAGCAAAAUGAAUGCACUCGAGGCCGUAAUGAUUUACAAAAGGGAGCUAAUCGUGUAAAUGUUAAAAUAGGUAGCAUAAUGGAAGUCGAAGAUUUUACGGAGGAAGUUUCUCGAUUACGUUCGCAAAGAAAGAAAUUUAAUGUGUCAUCGUGGGGGGCAAAAAAAAAGGGACAACAAGGGUCAUAAUUGUUUUGCCAAUAAAAAAUUGUUUCAGACAUACAUAUGAUGUUAACGUGAACCCUUAAUAAAUCAUUAUCCAAAGAAAAAUGGCAACAACAAA